Molecule: messenger RNA, 1515 nt
Organism: Ilyonectria robusta
Lineage: Eukaryota; Fungi; Ascomycota; Sordariomycetes; Hypocreales; Nectriaceae
Product: aldehyde dehydrogenase
Exons: 5
Coding region: 1-1515 (504 amino acids)
Molecular function (GO): aldehyde dehydrogenase (NAD+) activity
Source: RefSeq, a predicted model, not a curated record
AUGACUUCACUCGGCGCCUCUUUGACGGUGAAGCCUGCGAAUGAGGCACUGAAGAUUCCACACAGUCGGGACCAGUUGCCCAAGCUGCUUUUCAUCAACAAUGAGUAUGUCGAGUCAAAGAACAGCAAGAAGCUCGAAGUGCACAACCCCAGGGAUGAUAGCCUGGUAGCAAACGAUGUCGCCCUUGCUGGUGAGGAAGACGUCAACAUCGCAGUGGCUGCUGCGGCGACGGCCUUCAAGAGCUGGCGAAACACCCCUGCUAAGACGCGGCGCGACUGCAUGCUUAAACUCGCCGAUUUGAUCGAAGCCAAUGGAAAUACCUUUGCGGAAUUGACUCGAAUUACCCUGGGCGCACCCUUUGGGUCAUUCGGUUCUUUCGAGAUCAACCUCGCAUGUGAAGGAUUCCGCUAUUUCGCUGGGUAUACAGACAAAUUUCCAGGAGAGACGUUUCCCGCCGAUGACGGGUUCCUUAAGAUUGUAACAAAUGAGCCUCUUGGCGUCACCUGUGGCAUCGUGCCGUGGAACGGGCCCUUGGGUAAUAUUGGGAUGAAGGCUGGACCUGCUCUUGCCACUGGAAAUACCUUCAUUCUGAAGCCCUCGGAAAAGACCCCAUUUGCGGCCCUGGCUCUUGGAACUCUCAUCAAGGAGGCCGGUUUCCCUCCUGGUGUCUUCCAGAUCUUGUCCGGUGACGGAAGCACUGGGGCACUUCUCGCCAGCCACAUGAAGGUCAACAAGGUCAGCUUUACUGGUUCAACAACCACGGGACGCAAAAUCCAAGAGAUGUCGGCAAGAAGCAACCUCAAGAGAGUUACGCUGGAACUUGGUGGCAAGAGUCCAGCUGUGGUUUUUGAUGAUUGUGACUUUGAGAACGCUGUGGCUUGGUGCGCCAAUGCCAUCACUGCCAACACCGGUCAGGUGUGUUUUGCAGCUAGCAGAGUGUACGUUCAAGAAGGUAUCUACGACAAAUUUGUAGCGGCGUACAAGGCUGCCAUGGAGGACAAGGCCAGGGGAGCCGGAGAUCCCGAUGCGGAGACAACCACUCUUGGCCCUCUGGUUGACAAAGCUCAAUACGAUCGAGUCACAGGCUUUAUUGAGCGUGGCAGAAGUCAGGGCACCUUGAUUGCUGGUGGCGGCCGCAUUGGUACUGAGGGCUUCUUCAUUCAACCAACCGUCUUUGAAGGCGUUGAUGCGGAUGCCGAGAUUUGCCGCAACGAAAUCUUUGGGCCCGUUGCGGUCCUGAACAAGUUCAAGACCGAGGAUGAAAUUAUCGCCAGGGCCAACGAUACCGAGUUUGGCUUGAUGGCUGGAGUCUUUAGUCAGGAUAUCAACAAAGCCCUCCGAGUGGCCGCUGACUUUGAGUCAGGCAUGGUGGGCGUAAAUUGUAUAAGUCUCUGCUUCCUCAAUGCCCCAUUCGGCGGUACGAAGAGUUCUGGAAUCGGAAGAGAGAACGGCAUCGAGGCCAUGCGCGCCUAUACUGAGAGGAAGACUAUUAUGGUCAACAUGGCGAAACUUUGA